This is a messenger RNA of Lactuca sativa (garden lettuce), 1479 nucleotides long. Its product is annotated as protein FAR1-RELATED SEQUENCE 5-like. Gene Ontology annotation, molecular function: zinc ion binding. Lineage: Eukaryota; Viridiplantae; Streptophyta; Magnoliopsida; Asterales; Asteraceae. The record is from RefSeq and is a predicted model, not a curated record.
AUGUCAUAUUCAGAAAAAGAGUUUAUUGUGCGUGCUUCCACAUCAAAAAUAGGUCCAACUAUGGCUCAUAAGUUGAGGGCAAGUCUGAGAGGUGGGUAUGAGUUUGUAAAGCCCAAAGUAGUUGACUAUAAAAAUUUAAGGAGAGAUAUCAACAGGGUUAUUGGUUAUAAAGAUGCCCAAAUGAUAGUAAACACAAUGAAUGAUCGUCGAGCUCACUAUCCAAAUUACUCAUUUGAGUUUAAUUGUCAAGAUGAUGUUUUGGACUGUAUGUUUUGGGCUGAUGAAAUGGAGAAGGCAUAUUAUGCUGAAUUUGGUGAUGUUAUCUCGUUUGAUGCGACUUUCCGAACAAACAAGUAUCGAAUGGUUUUUGUUCCGUUUACUGCUAUUGACCAUCAUAAAAAAUCGGUUACUGUUGGAUAUGGGUUGCUAAGAAAUGAAAGCAUUGAGUCUUACUCUUGGUUGCUUAAAGCAUUUCUUACAACUCAUGGGAAAGAACCAACACUUGUUUUAACUGAUCAAAAUGAUGCAACAAAACAAGUUGUUGAGAAUGUGUUUCGUAAUUCAAAGCAUCGAUUAUGUAUGUGGCAUAUAAUGAAAAAGUUGAAAAAAAAAAUAUCAGAUGAUUUAUUCACAAACACAGACUUUAGAAAAAGGUUUUCGAAGCUUGUUUGGGACAUUAAUAUAAAACCUGAUGUUUUUGAGGUGAAGUGGGGUUUGCUUAUGAAGGAAUUCAAUCUUGAAGACACAAGAUGGUUUAAAUACAUGUUUACAAUACGUGAUUCAUGGAUACCUGGAUAUUUUAGUGAUAUUCCAAUGUGUGGUUUGAUGAAGACUACAUCGAGGUCAGAGAGUAUGAAUUCAUUAUUUAAUACAUAUUCAGAAAGUGGGAACUUACUUUUGAAUUUCAUGAUGAAUUACGACACUGUCAUUCAAAAGCAAAGGAAUACUCAACGAGAGCUUGAUAGGGCAUCAAAGAAAGCAUCAUAUAAAAUGCAAACACCUCGAGAAAUAGAACUACAAGCAUCAAAGGUUGAAAUAAAAGCUGAAGAGAAAGAAAUAAAUUGCAGUUGUAAACAUUUUAAGCGUAUGGGUGGUUUAUGCAGACAUGAUUUUACAAUAAUGAUGAGAUGUGGUGUUAAAGAAAUUCCUGAAAGGUACAUUUUGAAGAGAUGGAGAAAGGAUGUGAUAUCAAGAAAUUAUCGUUUUAGUUUUGUUCAAUCCGAUUCAGGUGAUUGUGAGAAUGUAAAGCUAGUCAAUGAUUCAUAUUAUAGUUUUGAAUCAUGUUUGGAUAAUGUAAGAGAUGACAAAAAGAGAUUGGUUUUGUUUGCUGAGAAACAACAAAUGUUGUUGAAGGAAUUUGAGAGUGAUUAUAUUUCUCCUGGAUUGAAAUGCAAGACAGAUGUUGAAGUCGUAUGCAAGAUUUUGGGUGUUACUAUUCCUAUUCCAGAAGAGAUUAAUAUUCAUGUUCUUGAAGUUUAA